Molecule: messenger RNA, 2511 nt
Organism: Polyodon spathula (Mississippi paddlefish)
Lineage: Eukaryota; Metazoa; Chordata; Actinopteri; Acipenseriformes; Polyodontidae
Product: beta-1 adrenergic receptor-like
Exons: 1
Coding region: 325-1533 (402 amino acids)
Biological process (GO): adenylate cyclase-activating adrenergic receptor signaling pathway; positive regulation of heart rate by epinephrine-norepinephrine; norepinephrine-epinephrine-mediated vasodilation involved in regulation of systemic arterial blood pressure
Cellular component (GO): membrane
Molecular function (GO): beta1-adrenergic receptor activity
Source: RefSeq, a predicted model, not a curated record
ACAUUACAUUAAAAAACACAAAUCAUGACUCAUUUCAAUAAUGUUUUUACUAAAGAAUCCAUGUGCGCGUUGGACCCUCGAUGCGCCGUGUCCGUCACACAGAGCUCAGGAGCGGAGGGGGGCCCGAUGGAAUGACUUCAAUUGGUUCCAAAGCUCAGUGAUGUCAUCUGGAUACAUGAAGGCUUUGGCUCCGUUGCCGGAGUAAAACCUGAAAGGAGUUGCAGAUCGCGGAGAGCCGAGCAGCGCGCACAUCUGAGGAGGCGGCACAAAGCGCAUUCAUGAGCUCAGAUUCGGUGCACCUUCACCCAGCGAGUGCCAGCCACCAUGGGAGAGGGCUUAUCUUCUUUAGAUUGCAAUAACGCAUCGAAUCAUGAACAUUUCAACCGCGUCCAGGGGGCAGCCGACCCCGGGCAGCCUGCCUCGGACCAGUGGAUGGUUGGCAUGGGGGCGCUUAUGGCUGGGAUAGUGGUGCUCAUAGUCAUUGGAAAUGUAUUGGUGAUCGUUGCAGUAGCCAGGAACCAGAGGUUGCAGACCUUGACCAAUGUAUUUAUUGUAUCUUUGGCCUGUGCUGACUUAAUAAUGGGCUUGCUAGUUGUGCCCUUUGGUGCCGCUUUGGUGGUCCGAGGCACUUGGCUUUUCGGGUCGUUCUUCUGCGAAUUAUGGAUUUCAGUGGAUGUCCUGUGUGUGACUGCCAGCAUUGAAACCUUGUGUGUGAUUGCAAUUGACAGAUUCAUCGCCAUAACGUCUCCAUUCCGUUACCAAAGCGUGCUCACUAAAGCCAGAGCAAAGGGGGUCGUAUGUGUAGUUUGGGCUAUAUCGGCUCUCGUCUCAUUUCUGCCCAUUCUGAUGCAGUGGUGGAGGGAUGACAAGCCAGACGCCAUCGACUGCUACAAAAACCCCAACUGCUGUGACUUUGUCACCAACCAGGCUUAUGCCAUAGCCUCGUCUAUAAUUUCCUUCUACAUUCCUUUGGUGGUGAUGAUCUUUGUCUACGCCAGAGUUUUUAGAGAAGCUAAAAAACAAAUGAAGAAGAUCGAUAAAUGUGAAGGAAGGUUUCACAACAACCCCGUUCUCCCCAGUGGAAGACCUAGCAGGAGGAGGCCGUCAAAACUGUUAGCAGUAAAGGAACAGAAAGCGCUCAAGACGCUUGGGAUUAUCAUGGGCACUUUUACUUUGUGCUGGCUGCCCUUCUUCUUGGUCAACGUCGUGAAGGUGUUCUGUACAGAGGUCGUGGACAGUCAGCUCUUCGUGUUUUUUAACUGGUUGGGGUAUGCCAAUUCUGCUUUUAACCCUAUAAUAUACUGCAGAAGCCCCGACUUCAGGAACGCCUUUAAAAGGCUGUUGUGCUGCCCGAGGCAGGCAGACAGAAAGUUACAUGUCAGUUCAGGGGAUCUAUCGCGCUGUUCCGGGGGCUUUAGGAAUUCCCUGGACCCCAGCCUCAUUGGGACGUGGUCUGAUUGCAAUGGACAGGAUAGCAGUGACUGCAGUCUGGAAAAAAAUGAGAAAAUUCGGCAUUCAGAGUCGGAAUUCUAGUUACUGCAAGUGCAGUACCGGACCGGACCCGCACAUGAAGAUUCGCUUCAGUUCAUCCAAUUGCUCUACACAGCCUCUACACAGCGUCCGCCUGUAUGUUGGGGGAUUUAUUUGUAAUGCAGAAAAAAAAAAAAAAUUAAAACAAUUCUUUACUGUGGCGCGUAAGUAGUAUUAUCGAGUGUAACAAAGAAGCAUUUAUUAACCAUUAACAAAAUAACAUCGUGUUUUUUGUGAAAUUGAUUUUCAUGGUAAUGAUUAUGUGUUGUGUUGGACAGACAAUAUCGACCAGACACAGUGCCUCGCAUGUUUUUAAGCAGGCUCUUAAUAAUAUACAUUAUUCUGCGCUUGGGAGAAGGUUAAGAUGAACUGUAGCCUACAGUAGAACACCAUAACAGUAUUCAAGGGUCAGUAACAAUUGUGCUUUAACAAAUAGGCGCAUCUUUGUAGACCCAGCAACUACAGCGUUCGUUUGCUCUACUCAUGGUGUAAAAUCCGCGCCGCUGUGUUAGUUACAGGUAGGGUUUUUUCAAAGCUGGUAUCAUUGAGAUUUCUACCUCAUAUUGUACACAUUGUACAGAAGUGUUUUUGUUUAUAUUAAACAAUUUAAUAGACAUGGCCUAAAGCAUUAAACAAUGUAUUUAAAUGUGGGAGAUGAGCUUCAGUACUUUAUGAAUUCAAUAUGAAGUAAGAAUUCGUGGCACAGCACACAAUACAGGGAAAGAUAUUCCAGAGAAGACAAAUAAUAGUUUGCUGUUUUUAAAACAACAAACUAAUAUUUGUGUAGGUUGUUGUGUAGUUUGUUGGUUCAAACAAUAUUCACGUGCAUUAUUUAACACACACACAGUACAGUACUGUAAUUUAUAAAUAAUUACGUGUUUUUUUCUGUGUAGCGUUUUACGUGCGGUUGGUACAAUACUUUGUCAUGUGGAUAUCGUGUAUUUGGUCGAAGUGCAAUAAAUUGUUGCAGUACAAUGCCAU